Molecule: messenger RNA, 180 nt
Organism: Tetrahymena thermophila SB210
Lineage: Eukaryota; Ciliophora; Oligohymenophorea; Hymenostomatida; Tetrahymenidae
Exons: 2
Molecular function (GO): protein binding
Source: RefSeq, a predicted model, not a curated record
UUCCAAUAAAAUUGGUGAUAAAGGUGCAUCAGGCUUAGGUUUUGGUUUAGCAAAUUGCAUUAAUCUCUCAAAUUUGGAACUUUCCCUUAGUUCCAAUAAAAUUGGUGAUAAAGGUGCAUCAGGCUUAGGUUUUGGUUUAGCAAAUUGCAUUAAUCUCUCAAAUUUGAAACUUUACCUUAC